Molecule: messenger RNA, 2720 nt
Organism: Schistocerca serialis cubense
Lineage: Eukaryota; Metazoa; Arthropoda; Insecta; Orthoptera; Acrididae
Product: structural maintenance of chromosomes protein 1A-like
Exons: 16
Coding region: 13-2289 (758 amino acids)
Biological process (GO): sister chromatid cohesion
Cellular component (GO): cohesin complex; chromosome; nucleus
Molecular function (GO): DNA binding; protein binding; ATP binding
Source: RefSeq, a predicted model, not a curated record
UUGCUGAAAAAAAUGGCUGUAAUUGAUGCCGCACUGUUAGAUGUUAAUUUCAGAAAACAGGACGAGAAUAAGAGAGAUUUGAUAAGAAAACUGCAGUCACUUUUUCCUGGUGUGUAUGGGAGAGUUGUUGACCUGUGUUCGCCCAUUAAUGAUGAAUAUAAAAUUGCAGUGACAAGAGUCAUAGGUAACAAAAUGGAUGCAAUUGUUGUUGCUACAGCAAGAACCGCUAUUCAGUGUGUGGGUUACCUCAGAGAACAGCGUUUACGCGAGACAUUUCUCCCACUCGAUAAUCUUGAUCCGAAGGACUACCAUCAUUUGCUUCACAACAAACCUUUUAUCAGAGAUGGUUAUGCUACAGUGUUGCUUGAUUUACUGUGUUUCAAUCAGAAUCUGAGGAAAGCUAUUGUGACAGUAACAGGGAAUGUGGUGGUGUGCACCAGUGACGGUGUGGCCCAAAGUAUUGCUUAUAAUGAAAACAACAGAUGUGAUGCUGUGACACUUGAAGGGACAUUAUACAAAAGGAGUGGUCUAAUUGUUGGAGGAAUGAUGGAGUUAGAGCGUAGAUCAGAGCGAUGGCUGUCUCAAGACAUCAUAGAACUUAGACUGCAGAAGAAACAGCUGGAAAAGGAAGUGAAGGACAUCAACUUAACCAUUAAUAAAAGAAUACAACAAAAGUCUGCUGUUGAAACAGAUAUAUUUGAACUAGAAUCGGAGAUGAGUAAAUAUAAAGCAUUGCUGAAGAACAUUGAAAAUGAGAUGACUUACACCGAACAGAGAACUGCUCAGAUUAAGAGCAAUAUUCAGACAUCAGAGAAUAUCAUCACUGAUGUGAGAAAUAAAUUGGCGGAACGUCAGAAGUUGAUGGACGAUCUACGACAAAAGAUUGAAUCCAUUAAGGAUCAUGUGUUCCAGAAUUUCCUCAGAGAGCUAGGGAGUCCCAGCAUUUAUGUGUUUGAACAGCGUGAUUACAGGAUAUACAAGGAGAAACUUACAAAGAAACUAGAACUGCAGGAAAAGCUGGAGUUCCUAAAGCAGCAAAAGAAUUUUGAAUUGUCCCAGAGUACUGCAGACAAAAUAGACCUGUGGACAAAAAUAGUGAGGGAAAAGCAAGAUAUGUAUGAGGAUCUGCAAAAGGAGGAGGAAAGGUUGAGUAUUGAGUUAGCAGCCCACAAUGAUGAUUCAGCUACUCUGGACAGAAAAAUAAAAGAAGCAGAAGCAAGAGAAGAAAUCAUCUCAGAAAAAAUUAAACAGAUAGAGAAGAGAAUCAGUACCAGAGAUCAUGAGAAGUGGAUGUUAUCAACAACUAUGGAAGUUCUUGAAACAAAUUUGAAGCAGCAGCACCAGUGGCAUAUAAAAUAUUUGUUCGAGAGCAAAAUGAAGAAUAUUGAUCUGCCUUUUGUGAGAGGGAGUUUAGCUGAUGUGUCAUUAACAUCAUCUUCUUCUGAUACUUCUGCAGAGAGGACAGUUCUUCGAAGUGAUGAGGUUGAAGUAGAUUUCAGUGACCUUACUGAAGAAGACAAGUCACUUUCUGCAGAAGAUUUUGACAGUUUGAUUGUUACUAUGGAAUCUGAAAUUCAAGAUUUGGAAAGCAACUCCCUGGAUUCCCCAGACAUAGCACAGGUCACAGAAAGAGUGAACAUGUGGGAGGAUAAAAUGAAAGAAAUCAAUUUCAAACUGAAGAGAGAGACUGCCAAGACAAACAAUUUGAGAAAUAAUUUUGAAAAUAUUAAGAGAAGACGUUUUGAAGCAUUCAUGGCUUGCUUCAAACAUGUGUCAUCUAUGAUCAGUAAUAUAUACAAGGAUUUAAUGCAGAGUGACUUGUGUCAUGUUAUGCUGACACUUGAAAAUGAGGCGGAGCCAUACCUUGGUGGUGUACAAGUGUGCUUUGUAGAACAUGGAAAGCCUUGUAUUGGUAUGGCAUCAUUAUCAGGAGGUGAGGCUGUUAUGGCUGGACUUGCACUCACAUUUGCAUUACACAGCUUCUUACCGUCACCAUUGUUGAUAUUUGAUGAAGUGGAUGAUGCACUUGAUGCAAAUAAUAUUGACAGACUUGUGAGAUAUGUAAACAGCCACAAAGAUUCAAUGCAGAUUACAGUAAUCACUCUGAAUAAAAAGAUUGCCGCUGAGUGUGAUGUUAUUGUGGGAGUGUGCCCAAAUCAUAUCUUCAAAGAACAUUUAGUUACCAAAGUCAUAACACUCAAUCUAAGUUUGUAUCCAAAAGAUGGAGAAACACAGUUGAAGAAGCUAAUAGAAAAAUCACAAGCUGUGAGAGAAAAGGAAGGUCAAUAACCAGUGUUAUCAUACGCAGAUAGAAACAAUGUAGGACUCUUCAGCAGAAAGGGGAAUUUAAAUUAUCAGAUACAUUUUCUUAAGUUCUGUUAUUGAGAGUAAUUUGAAGUGCCUUACUGUUACCUUCUGUACAAUAUACGAACUGUUGUCAGUAAACACGGAUGAAUAGAACUUAUAAAUUCCAUAGAUUUAUUUGCAGUUGUUUGGAAUACUAGUAUGUUCCUUCUUUCCUAUCAACUUACACAAGGUUAAUGAUGUCAUGGUACUUUAAGCAUGAAUAUUUUGGAUUGAUUUUUUGAUUAAGUGUAAUGAAAAAUGGUACUUAUAAAGCAUGAGCCUGAUGUGGGCACUGCAAAAAGAGCAGUCAAAGUUGCAUGAGAACUGAGCACGGCAUAUCUAUUUUGGCUGUUUGAUUAGUGAUUUACUGAAAC